AUGAAUAGGAUAUGAAGAAUGGCGGAAUGGAGGAUUGAAGCAAUAGCGUGCAACAACAACAAAAUGCCAGUGUAAUGAAUGUGGCACAUAAAUUCGUGUUUCGUUAGCCAUUGGCAGUAGUGUGAAAGAGACAGAAAGAGUGUUGUAAAAACGCAGCUUAAACGAAGGCUUAACGGUAAACUUAAUAACGUUACUUUUUGCAUUGCAGGUAAACACGAAACAGAGAAAGAAGAAGAAGAGGCGUAACAAGGUCAAAAGCUCGCAACAUGCUGCUACUGCACGUUAUGUAAAGCAGAGAUAAAGAUAGAGGAAGCGAGAGUGCGAAAGCGAGAGCGAGAGCGAGACAACGUUAGCAUUGUGUCUGUGUGCGUGGGAGCGAGUGAGCACGAGAGAGAGAGAGGGAGAGAGAGAGAGGCAAAGUGCAUUUGUUUCAGAAUACAAUGUCAUCGAUCUCGGCGCAGGGCGUGGUCGAGCGUGCCUCCGCCGAAUUAUCGAAACGCAUCAACGGACUAGGAUUACGCUCAAAGCAUCAUCAUGGCAGCGGCAGCAACAGCGGCAGCAGCGGUGGCAACAACAGCAAUGACAACGCCUCCUCAAAUUCCACGUCCAGUUCGAGUUCAUCCAGUGGCAAGACCUCAGUAAUGGAGCGUGUCACAAACGCUCUUUGCGGCGGCAGCAGCAGCAGCAACAACUCCAACUCUAACUCCAACUCCAACUCCAAUUCCAAUUCGAAUUCCAACUCCAACAGCAGCUCAAAUUCCGGCGUAGUGACGCCACAAACGCCGGAUAAACCAACGCGAGCUGGUAACCAAAGUGCAGCUGUUUCUCCUGGCGCCACGCUCAUCUCCAUGUCCGUUGCACCACCGCCAGCCAGUUCCAAUGUUCUGCCCGCUCAUCUGUUGCAACAACAACAACAGCAUCAACAGCAACAGCAACAACAACAACAACAACAGCAGCAGCAACAACAACAACAGCUGCAGGCCAUGGCCGGCUCCACAUUGAUCAAUUCAAAUCAUCACAUGGUCAUGGCAGGUGGCGUACCUGCACCACCCGGUGGCAUGCCACUGGGUGCACCACCCACGCCGACCGUCAAAUCGAUUGCCAAGCAGAUGAACAUUAUGAUACCGGCGCCAGGUUCGCCCACCUUUAGUACCAUGGGCAUGGUUGCGGCACAGAAGGUCAGCGCUGGUGGGACGCCAUUGCAGAUGCGUAAACAGCUGCCCAAUCCGCACCUGCACCAUCCGUAUGGGGUGGUAGCUGCUCCCGGCUCAGCACAGGCCUCCCAGCUAGCGGCGGCUGUUACCCAAUCCGCAUUAAUUCUCCACAAGCACCCGCCACACAUCCAAAGCAUCGAUGCUUUGCUGCUCGACGAUCGUUUCCUGAAUCGCUUCUUUCAAUAUUUCUCGCCGUACGAGCGACGUGUACUCGCCCAGGUGUGCAUCAAAUGGCGGGACAUCCUGUACCGCAGUCCACGCUAUUGGUCCGGCCUGUUGCCAACGCUACAAUGUCGCGAGCUUCGACAGAUGCCCGCCUGUGAUCGUGGCAAGCUCUACAAUUCGCUCAUCCGACGCGGCUUCCAUGCCCUGGGCCUUGUGGGUGCCUCCGAUGAGGAUGCCCUUGAUGUGGUGCACUCCUUUCCAUUGGCAUCCAAGCAUGUGCAUUCGUUAAGCCUGCGCUGCUCUUCGAUCAGCGAUCGAGGAUUGGAAACGUUACUCGAUCACUUGCAGAGUCUAUUUGAACUUGAGCUCGCCGGCUGCAAUGAGGUCACCGAGGCUGGACUGUGGGCCUGUUUGACGCCUCGGAUCGUGUCCUUGUCACUGGCGGACUGCAUCAACAUAGCGGACGAGGCAGUUGGUGCGGUGGCACAGCUGCUGCCAUCCUUAUACGAGUUCUCACUGCAGGCUUACCAUGUCACAGAUGCUGCCCUCGGAUAUUUUUCACCAAAGCAAAGUCACAGUUUGAGCAUAUUACGCUUACAGUCAUGCUGGGAACUGACCAAUCAUGGCAUUGUUAAUAUCGUGCACUCCUUGCCGCAUCUAACGGUGCUCAGUCUGUCCGGCUGCAGCAAACUCACCGACGAUGGCGUCGAACUGAUUGCCGAGAACCUGCAGAAGCUGCGCGCCCUCGACCUGUCCUGGUGUCCCCGCAUAACGGACGCCUCGCUCGAGUAUAUUGCCUGUGAUCUGAACCAGCUGGAGGAAUUGACUUUGGAUAGAUGUGUUCACAUAACGGACAUUGGAGUUGGGUACAUUUCGACGAUGCUAUCACUGACCGCCCUCUUCCUACGCUGGUGCUCCCAGGUUCGAGACUUUGGACUGCAGCAUUUGUGCUCGAUGAGGAAUCUGCAGGUUCUGUCGCUGGCCGGUUGCCCGCUUUUGACGUCAUCGGGUUUAUCCAGUCUUAUACAGCUGCGUCAUUUGCAGGAACUGGAGUUGACUAAUUGCCCUGGCGCCUCGCACGAGCUCUUUGAUUAUUUGAAAGAGCACUUGCCACGCUGCUUGAUAAUCGAAUAAUUGCGAAUACGAGCGAACUUUUGAUUACUUUAUUUCAAUCUUCAAAUGUGAAAAGAAAAGUGAAACUGAUUUUGUUUUAGGAUUCAGUAAAACAUUCAAUUCUAUUUGUAUGCUAACUUCUUCUUUUAGAAUGCUUAUUUUCAGUCGAGAAGUUCCUUUUUGUGCUAUAAAAAUAUAUAUUCUCGUAAUACUGUAAAUCCUUAUAUAGUUUUAGUUUUACAAUUUUUUUAUGAUUUCUACUGUGAUUUUAACUGAACUCUAACUAUAUAAGUUAAGUUGAGAGCUGUUUAAGAACCCCAAAGGAUAAUUAUUUAUAUAUUUACAAUAAAGUACAAUACCGAGAUGAACUCUAAGAUAAA
Molecule: messenger RNA, 2872 nt
Organism: Drosophila innubila
Lineage: Eukaryota; Metazoa; Arthropoda; Insecta; Diptera; Drosophilidae
Product: F-box/LRR-repeat protein 16
Exons: 5
Coding region: 441-2513 (690 amino acids)
Molecular function (GO): protein binding
Source: RefSeq, a predicted model, not a curated record